GUGCCAAACAAGGCAGAGGAAAGCGUCGUGCGGCUGGAGGAUACUUCCCUUUCCCCUCGGCCGCCUGCGCCGAUCCCCAUCCCUCCCGCGGCCGCGAGCGACCAGGGGAGGGCCGCAGCCGCCGCCCCCGGCGCCGUUCGUCCCGCUUCUUCCGCCGCAUCGCAUACUGAAAAAAAAAUUGUGCCAUGUUAUAGAGACUGCUAAAAACAUCACAUGGAAUCGCUGUGGAAGCUGAGCUACUUGCUCGAGCCAGCGUCGCUUGCCCUCAUCUUGACCGCCGUCUCCGUCGCCUACGCGUCGGCGUCGCGCGCGCUGGACCAUGGCAGGGAGAUGGAGAGGAACCUCGACUUCUCCGAGGCCUCCAUCACGCUCGACCGGUCGCAGGCGCUCAUGAUCCCGCUCGCGAGCUCCUGCAGCCUGCUGCUGAUGUUCUACCUGUUCUCGUCGGUGUCGCACCUGGUCACCGCCUUCACCGCCGUGGCGUCGGCGAUGGCGCUCUUCUUCUGCCUGUCGCCGUACGUAAACUGCGUCAGGUCGCGCCUCGGCGUUGGGGACCCGUUCGUGUCGAGGUGCUGCUCGAAGCCGUUUACCCGGUUGCAGGGGUUGCUGGUUGCGAUCUGCGUCGGCACGGUGGUUGCCUGGUUGGUAUCGGGGCACUGGUUGUUGAAUAACCUGCUGGGGAUAUCCAUAUGCAUAGCGUUCGUCAGCCAUGUGAGGCUUCCCAACAUAAAGAUCUGCGCGUUGCUGCUCGUCUGCCUGUUUGUGUACGACGUUUUCUGGGUAUUCUUCUCGGAGAGGUUUUUCGGAGCAAAUGUUAUGGUGUCCGUUGCCACUCAGAAGGCAUCUAACCCGGUUCACACGGUAGCGAACAAGCUCAGUCUGCCUGGAUUGCAGCUGAUUACAAAGAAGCUAGAACUUCCAGUCAAGCUUGUCUUCCCCAGGAGUUUGAUGGGUGGGCUUGCUCCAGGAAGCAGUCCUGGGGACUAUAUGAUGCUCGGCCUUGGAGACAUGGCCAUUCCAGGGAUGCUUCUAGCUCUUGUACUCUCAUUUGAUCACCGGAAGAUCAAAGACAUGAGUGUUUCACAAGACAUGCCUCCCUCGAAACAGCGGAAAUAUGUAUGGUAUGCGCUGACAGGUUAUGGUGUUGGCUUGGUAACGGCUUUGGCUGCUGGGAUCUUAUCCCAGUCUCCCCAGCCUGCUUUACUGUACCUGGUACCAUCAACGCUUGGGCCUGUUAUGUAUAUGUCAUGGUUGAGGAACGAGCUAUGGGAGCUAUGGGAAGGAUCCAGGCCAAUUAUAAACGACAAAGCUCAUUUGUUGGAGGUUUAAAAUUCAACAGGACGUGAAAAAAGGUCUCGACGUCCUUGAUGUAAUCUGAUUACAAUUUAUUUCAGCCAUAGUCUAAAGGAGAAUAUUUAUAAGGUAGAAUGCAGUGAUGUAAGGUUAUACCCUAUUGUUCUCGCAAGAGGGAACAAGAUGUAUCACUUAUUAGCAAUAAUAUAAAGGUGUCUUUCAUCUCA
This is a messenger RNA of Oryza sativa Japonica Group (Japanese rice), 1520 nucleotides long. NCBI's taxonomy places the organism in Eukaryota, Viridiplantae, Streptophyta, Magnoliopsida, Poales, Poaceae. The record is from RefSeq and is a predicted model, not a curated record.